Molecule: messenger RNA, 1353 nt
Organism: Ictalurus punctatus (channel catfish)
Lineage: Eukaryota; Metazoa; Chordata; Actinopteri; Siluriformes; Ictaluridae
Exons: 5
Coding region: 184-858 (224 amino acids)
Source: RefSeq, a predicted model, not a curated record
GAUGUUUUAACUCGGGUUGAAGUGACACUUUCUCUCGUUGUAAAGUAUAUUUAGUGUAAAGUAUAUUUGGAGUUUGAAAGCGUUUGCAUUAUUCAAACCGGAAGACCGUGUUCUUUACUGAAUAUAAACACUAACAGACACAACUUCUACAUUUAUGUAGUGUUUACACAGGAGUAAAUCAGUAUGGGUGAUCUGAAGAUGAAGAUUGCAGUGCUUGGAGCUACAGGACAGACCGGGCAGCAGCUAGUAAAGCAGGCUCUCCAGCAGGGACAUAUUAUCACAGCCAUCGUGAGGAAUCCUUCCAAAUUAGCAAUAAACCAUGAGAACCUUAAGGUGGUGGAGGGAAAUAUUUUCUCUGAAGACAGUCUGAAGCCACACUUGACAGGACAGGAUGCUGUUAUGUCAUGUCUUGGGUUCCCACCAUCUAUGUUCUAUGGAGUCACUGGCUACACUCAGUCUAUGACUGCAACCCUCAGUGCAAUGCGAGACGUCAAAGUGAAUCGAAUCAUUACCAUGACAUCAUGGUACACGGAUCCCAAUUCAGGGACCAGAUCUUCAUUUUUUAUCCGCUUCAUGCUACUGCCAAUAAUUCGGAGUGUUCUAAGCAACAUGUAUGAGAUGGAGAAGAUUUUGGAGAAGACUGAGGACAUCAACUGGACUGUAGUCAGGCCACCUGGGCUGCAGAAUACUCCAGUUACAGACAAAGAAUUCUUGACCCAUGAAGGUUACUAUGUGCCUGAUGAGAACGACUAUCCCAUAGGCCAGACUGUAUCAAGGUCAGAUGUGGCUCGCUUCAUGCUCUCUCUGCUCAGCAACAACACCUGGAUAAAGAAAGCAGUUUCUAUCAUCACCAAGUGAAUUAAAAGCAUGCUUUAUGCUGACAAUGCAAGGGAAUUUAAACACUUUUAAAGCAAACUUAGAGAUUCUCAUGUAUUCUAUUCAAAUGCUGUCAAUAAACCACUAACUAAUCUUAAAUGUUUUAUACAUAUCAUAUUAGUGAAAUACUUAUUAUAUGCUCUGCCACUUUGUGAAUUUCCUGAAUUAAGUUUCUGCUUGGGUUUUAGUUUGCAAAUGAAUGAUAAUAAUCUGUAGGCCAGGUAGGGUAAUGGUAAGAUUGUCAUUUUGUACAUAAGAGCCAAUACAGAAAUGAGUGCGGAUGCAUUAACAUACAAAAGAGACCCCCCCCCCCCCCCCCCCCCCGCCCGUUUUUUUUAAUUUUUUAUUUCUGUAGCACUAGAAUGUCCUAUACAGCUAAACCAAAUACAAAAUUUCAUCUUGGACUUGGAUAUUAUAAAUUAUAUUUAGUGUCAUAGUCUGUUAUUCUGACUUCUUAAAAAUAAAUAUUUGCAUUUA